Solenopsis invicta (red fire ant) is the source of this 6553-nucleotide messenger RNA. It is a transcript of the gene Lmpt, whose product is annotated as four and a half LIM domains protein 2. Gene Ontology annotation, molecular function: transcription coregulator activity; zinc ion binding. The transcript has 10 exons. The record is from RefSeq and is a predicted model, not a curated record. Bases 41 to 4318 code for a protein of 1425 amino acids. Gene Ontology annotation, cellular component: nucleus; Z disc. NCBI's taxonomy places the organism in Eukaryota, Metazoa, Arthropoda, Insecta, Hymenoptera, Formicidae.
ACGAGAUAUAACCGUCUUCAAAAUUCCGUUUCUCGCGAAGAUGACAUCUCGCCUACGCGGCCCUUCGGUGGUGAAGGACACGCCGAGGGCCGCCUCGUUCACCAAGGAUCAUUUCCAUCGAAACGAGCCGGAAAUGCACUCUGGCCGGUCGUGCAAGAACGGCGGACGCGGCAAUCGUUAUCAUUUCGGCAUGUCAAAGCUGCACGAUAACAAGGUGGAGCGGAACGGGCGGGAAUAUAAUAAGAACGCACAGACGGAAGAGAACAAUGCCGACCUGUUGUACAAGAAGAGCAGAGAACACUUUGGUACCUGGGGCAUCAAGGACAUCGCUCAAGACGACAUGAGAAAAUCGAGGAAACAGGAUCUCGAGGACGCGCAAAUGACAAAUGGAAAAUUCAGGAACGAGCCUGUUGGUACGAAGCUGGAUAAAUCGCACGAUCGUCCGGAGUGUCGGGACGAAGGAUACGUAGGAUCCUUGCCGAGAGAGGGUCGACAAAGAGGCGAGUCUGUCGAGAGAGAGCUCAACGGUUCUCAUAAAUCGAGAAUAAAAGAGUCCUGGGAGGAGGAAGCGGAGUCGAGGAGUCGAGGGAGAACGUCCAAGAUUAACAGGAGCAACGAUAGCAACAACGAUUUGGUGCAACCCGUCGACGAGAGGGACCUAUUGCUCAAGGAGAUUGAAAACUUAGCUACCGAUGGCAGUCAGUCGCCGGACCGUAGGAUCCAGGCGAUGAUCGAGCGAUUGAAGUCGCGAGAGGAGAGCAAGCUACGGUCCAGGAGGGAGCGGAGAUCGGCGAGUCCUGAAAAGGAAGCGCACGGCACGACGAAAAGCGACGGCAGGAGUGACCUAAGAUCGCCGGUCAUCGAUCAUCCGUUCGAUAAUCUAUCUAACGAUCGAGGUAGGAAACUGAAAGAUGACGGCGACGAACCUCGCAGGUCGAGCGAGUCCAAGCUGCGCGGAAAGUCCGAGCGAGAAGAGGACGCGGGCAGGCGUGAUCGCUCUACCGAUCGAAAGUCGAGAAGCACGGAGAGGCGAAACGAGGCUCGCGAACCUCGAAGAGACGACAGUUUCCGAAAAAUGAGCGACGCCUACAACGCCGAGAAAAAUUACCAGAGGAGAUCGAUAGAAGACGAAGAAAAUCAUCCUCGAUCGAGAGACAACUCGUCAAAGAGGAGGAGUUACACGUAUGACGGCUCGCCGGAGGACUUCGAUGUGAGGAUACAGAGGUACGACCGGGCUCUGCUCGAACCCAGGAGAGAUCUUGACAGAAGUUCGCCCAGACGAAGCUCUCCCAGACGAAGUUCGUCCAGGGAACCGAAUCUGGUUAGGAAGGAAUCUUUAAAGGAGUACGAUCGAGAACCGGUAACCAAGAAGAAUUCCUUUAAAACUGAAUCCAGGAGGGCGAUCAGCAAGGAUCGUGGUGAUUCUAAUCUGGCAAGAAAAUCAUCGUUUAAAGAUCGGGAUAGUGACGUGUAUAAAAGGCACGCUUCGAAAAAUCAGCACGAGACCUCGAUCAGAUAUUUCGGCAAGGAUCAAGAGGACUCAUCGUGCAAAGAUUCUUUCAAAGAUGUAAACGCAGAUAUAAAUAGAAAGGGUUACUUCAAGGUACGAGACAAUGAAUUCGAGAGAACUUUUUUGAAGGAUCAGAACGACAAUGCGGAGAGGAAAGUCUCAUCCAUGGAGCAUGCAGGUGGCGUCAGCAGGAUUGUCCUGAGAAAUGUCGACGACGAAUCCAGCAGAAGCAACUCGUUUAAGAAUGUAAACGAAGAUUCCGGUAAGAAGAACUCGUUUAAGGAAAAAAACGUCGAGUUUGGAGAGGUCUCCUACAAGGAUUGCGAGAAUAAUUCGGAAAGGAGGAAAAACAGCUUCAAGGAUGACAAGGAAUUCGGACGAACGUCGUAUCACGACUACGAGAAUAAUAUCGAUAGGAAAACCGCGAACGACCGUUACAUCGAGUUCGGCAAGGUAUCCUUUAAGACGCAAGACGACGAGUUACGCGUUUCGAGUCCUUUUAAGGAGGAGAACAACGAAGCGAUAAUCAGAACAAAUUCCUUCAAGGAGCACGACGCUUCUCCGAAGAGACGCGCGUCAUUGCGAAGCCGAGAUCGCGAAGUGUUCGAGAAGAAAUCGGACAGACACUCGAGAGCGUUGUCGCCGCUGAAGAAAGGCGAACCAGAGAGCGACGCCAAGGACUCGAAAAACUUCUGUGCCAAGUCCUGGUACGAGAACAACCGGAUAUUUUCCGCGAAAUAUCUGCGAGAUCACAGUAAGCUGCGGAACACUCCAGAAGGACGACUCAGUCUCGACGCCUCGCCCGAGCGAGGAUUCUUGGUUCUGCAGGACACGCGAGGCGGCACUGUUGAGACGAACGAUCCCGAGGAGAAUCGCUUCGAAACGCGUGGGAGGAUUGACUCGGGCGGCAGCGAGUCGCCGCGAUUCUCCUCGACCCGCGAUCGCAAUGGUACCACGAUCAUCAGGAUACGAUCGUCGGAGGAUUCCGGCAGCGCGACGGAGAGGCGCCGUCGGCGUCGUCCUGCACAGGAGGUAUGCGCGGUGAGACGCAGGAAGUACGAGGACGACGACGAGGACAGCGACGAGGACGAGGAAGAGGAUCGUUGGCGGAGGACACGAAGGGACGGUGGAAUCCUGCCGGGGAGAGGCGGCGGCAACGCCGGCGGUGGCGGCGCGACGCCCUCGAGAACGGUCUGGAACUACCGCGAAGGGGGUGUCCUCAUCACGGACGUGGAAGAAGGGCAACCCUGUUUGCAGUGUGGAGAAACGUGUUCUGGAUUCUCACCGCACACUUGGAGAAAGAACUGCACUAGCUGCAAGUGUCCGCGCGAGGCCCACGAUGUCUGUCACGAAGAAUGGGUGUCCGUCAGAUCCCGUUUGGGACUUAAGGGCGACGAGUCGAACGGACCUAUCGGCGUGGAUGCCAGAGAAAGAGGUCUCGCUUGGGUACCUCCCGGACUUCCAUCGCAUAAGGUGGAAGAAUAUUUCUCAAUGUUACCGGAAAUCGCUGUACCAAGACUCGGCACGCCCGGUGAACGGCAUAGAGAUCGUCAAUUGGCGAUCCAGUUGCCUAAACAGGAUCUAGCAAGGGCUUACUGUCGCCACUUGGAUCCCAAACAUGCCAGCAGCGCUGAUGAUUUCAUGGCCGCUAGGAAUGAGAUCGCCUUGGAUAUCGGUAGCAUACAAGAAGUCCUCGAAAGAGAUCUCGAGUGCGGCGUGUGCGAAUCGUCCCUGAAAUACGGCAGCCUCGCUGUGUCAGCCAGCAAACUGGGUCUCCUCUAUCAUCCGACGUGUUUCAGAUGCGCGGAUUGCAAAGAGCUCCUGGUCGAUCUCGCUUAUUGCGUGCACGACGAUAUGCUUUUCUGCGAGAGGCAUUAUGCGGAACAACUUAAGCCAAGAUGCGCUGCCUGUGACGAGUUGAUUUUCAGUGGCGAGUACACAAAGGCGAUGAACAAGGACUGGCACAGCGGCCACUUCUGUUGCUGGCAGUGCGACGAAUCCCUGACAGGACAACGUUACGUUCUCAGAGACGAGCACCCUUACUGCAUUAAGUGCUACGAAAGCGUUUUUGCCAAUGGCUGCGAGGAAUGCAACAAAAUCAUCGGCAUUGACUCCAAGGAUCUGUCGUACAAGGAUAAGCACUGGCAUGAGGCCUGCUUCCUCUGCAACAGGUGCAGAGUGUCCUUGGUGGACAAACAGUUCGGUAGCAAGGUGGACAAGAUCUACUGCGGCAAUUGCUACGACGCCCAAUUCGCUAGCCGUUGCGAUGGAUGCGGCGAGAUCUUCCGUGCUGGUACCAAGAAGAUGGAAUACAAGACCAGACAAUGGCACGAGAAGUGCUUCUGCUGCGUGGUCUGCAAGAAUCCGAUCGGCACGAAGAGCUUCAUCCCGCGCGAGCAGGAGAUUUACUGUGCCGGAUGUUACGAGGAUAAGUUCGCCACCCGGUGUGUUAAGUGCAACAAGAUCAUCACUAGCGGCGGCGUGACAUAUAAGAACGAGCCUUGGCACAGAGAUUGCUUCACCUGCAGCAACUGCAAUAACUCCCUGGCGGGACAACGAUUCACGUCGCGCGACGACAAACCAUACUGCGCCGAAUGUUUCGGCGAGCUCUUCGCCAAGAGGUGCACCGCUUGCUCCAAGCCAAUCACCGGUAUCGGUGGCACUCGCUUCAUCUCAUUCGAGGACAGGCACUGGCACAAUGAUUGCUUCAUCUGCGCGGGCUGCAAAACUUCGCUGGUCGGACGUGGCUUCAUCACCGACGGUGACGACAUCAUCUGCCCCGAGUGCGCCAAGAUGAAGCUGAUGUAAAGCGCGCGGCUUCACGACGACGAGAUUGACAACGGGAUCGAUAGAGGAGGAACGAAGGGAGAGAAAGGAUGAGAAGCGAGACGCACUUCCGACGCGGAAUCCGUAUAGUCAAGUGGAUUCUGUUGCACGCCAUAAAUAAUAUCCAUCGUCGCGAUCUUACUGCCCGUCGUCAACAAUUCGAACUUGAGACGCACGCAGACGAUAGAGAACUUCUCAGAGCCACAUCGAGAGACGAGAUCGCGGGGAGAGACGUAAUAAAAAUGUAAAAAAGAAAACAAAAGAAAAAAGCAGAACCUUCGCAUUAGCGCCGCGAUCAUUUUUGUUACGAAUAACCGACGCGUUUCGACGAGACUUUCCGCGCCGACUUUCUUUCAGAGGAUGGCAGAACUCGAGAAUCCCCCUGACCAAGUCCUCCUCUUGGUCUGGCACAGUGACUUCACGAUCGCCGACUGAUCGUUCGGAAAGGAAGACGGCGCGAGAGAACGCGAGAAUCGUUUCUAGCUUCAUAGUCGUAGCGACAUUAGUUUAUCAUUUUUUUUUUUUUUUUUCAUUCUACGUGUAUUUAUGAGAACACCGACGCGAAUCCGUCUGUGUUCAAAAUGAUCUACUCGAUCAUCGUGUCGGGACAUCGAAGAGCGAAAGAGACACGAACGGGAGGGAAGAAAAAAAUGCGAGCUCGAUGAAGAGAAUCAAAUCGUCUUACUGUAUAAAACGUGUCCUUGACAUGGACAUGUCGAUUAGGAUAAUGAAUAAGCCUAAGCGCUCCGCGUGCUCUCGUGAUGUUACUAAUAUUAAUAACGUUUUUUUUUGCUUUGUACAAUGGUAGAGAGAUAAGCGCGCGUGUGCGCACAAAGAGAGAGUCCUACAUAUAUAUUCUUAUGAAAAUCACACUAAAAUUUGAUAUACAUAUAGCGAUGUUGUUUCUAUUCGACUCGUACUCGCGCGAAAAGACUCACGACGGUCUAACACGUACACGUCACACAUCGACUCUAAUCUACACGAUUGACACAUCAAUAUUUUUCCUUCUUUACACGGAUGCUAUUCACCUAUCGCAUCUAAUGUUCGAAUGUACGAUGCCGGCUAUUAAUUUAUCGCGAAAUGAGAAAAUUGGCCUAUCGAGAUUUUUCGUUUGCUAAAUAUCAUUUUCUAAAAAUCUCAAUAUACAUCUAUAUCGGGAUUUUAUGAAAAAAAAAAAAAAAUUAUUGUAACACCUGACGAAUCGACGGGAUGAAAUUUUUUUCAUAAGAUUCUUCUCGAUUUCUGUACAUGUGUCCUUAAUCGGAGGAGCCCUUAAGAAAAAGUGUUUCAAUAAAACUGAUUUGCUGUAUUAGUAACCAAUGAUAUUGCAUCAGUAAUUGAUAAAAUAUCACCAGUCACUGAUACAAUAUCAGUUUAUUGAAACAUUUUAUACUUAUCAGUUCAUUUUUUAAAAGGGGAUACGAUAAAUAAUAUGUACGUGUUUCACGAUGUCCCGGCUCUCUUCUCUUCUCGGCCUUUCUCUCCCUUUCUCUCGUUCAUCGAGAGAAAUAGGCGCGCAACGUCGUAGGGAUCCAUCAUCGUCCCGUCUGAAUCGCGCGCGCGCGCACACAUGCAGCACACAUACACACGCGCGCACACACAUGCACAUGAUAAACAUAUACGACACAUACACGCAUGCUGCGAACAUUUUUUGCAAUAACAUAUUAAAAGAGUUUUAUUGAGAAAAAAAGGAUAGGACAAAAACGGGACAAAGACUACCCACACAUAUGCACACGCAUAUACACAAGUAUACAUAAAUAUAUACACCUACAUAUAAAUAUACAUACAUGCGAACGAGUGUGCGGCGGACGCACACGCGGAAAUACUAAUUGUGGCCUUAUCCGCACCGAGUACCAUAGGAGUAAAGAAAAAAAGGGAACUAACUUACAGUAAUUUACUUCGUUACGAGAUAUUUAAUAUCAAAUUUAUUGUUAUACAACGCGAACGAAGGUAAGUGUAACGUCGCGCGAACCGAGUCCACGCAAACAAGGGAACUACGGGACAACUUCGGACCACGAACUGUUCGAAUUGUUAAUCGUAAUCAAUAUGAGUCACACACGUGCUAUAAUAUAAUAUGUAUGUUAUCCGACGGAGUCACUUACACACACUAAUCGCCUUAAUUAGUAAACGAUAAAAAAAAAGAGAUUAUUCUAUAUUCAGCGUAUCCUAUACACUGUUACACUGUAAAAUUGAUAAAUAAAUAAAUGUAAUUAUUUA